AUGGGCACCUUCAUUGGUCACAUAUCGCCUGGCUUGGCGUUCCUUUCCUUCGGCAUUCUCUACGCUUUCAAGUUUUCCCUGAUGGUGCUUCGAGGCGAGAAGAUCCAACUUGUAUCAGCUGCUCGGCCACGUGGGUGUCGGAGCUGUUUGAGGCGAAUUCCUGCUGAAGGAGUGAUGAAGAUCGUUUACGGUACCCUGGCAGUCAUGGCGGAAUUCUUUUAUCCGCCCGGUGUGAAUAAACUGAUAAUUUAUAACAAAGAGAAACCUGACUAUCCAUUCAUCCACCCCAACGAGUGGCAGCAUGUCACCAUGUAUUCCUAUUUCGCUCUAAGUGGCUGGGUGGACAUUAUCAGUCAGGCCUGUCUGCCCAGACGCUUAUUCCUGUUGGAAAAUAUUGCCAUCACCCUCGCUUUUUACACCCAAGCCCUGAUCCUUCAUUCUCACAUGCAUGGAAAAGAACGAGUGGAAAAUUCGGUGCACACUUUGCUGCUUCUCGCCUGCUUUCUCGUUUGUCUGAUCCUCACUGUUGAGAUCUGGAGACCCAAUGACCACGUCCUUUGGUUCACCAAGACCUGCCUGGUGAUGACCCAAGGGAGCUGGCUUCUCCACGCCGCCUUCAUCCUCUACAAGCCAUUCACAGGGAAGCCCUGGAAGAGCGAAGACAUGGCCAACCUCAUGUUUGUCACCAGCUUUUUCUGCUGGCAUAUUGCACUGAACAUAAUCCUGCUCCUGGCUAUCUUUUCACUCACUGGACUCUGGCUCAGUCGCUGCUCCUGCCGCGGGAGCGGCUCAGCCUUACAGAACACCAAGACACUCAACUUCUACCUGAAGUGGGCCGACGGUACAGGCGUCCCAUCAGAACAUGACAAACUCCAGGCCGUAGAGGAGGAAAUGCAAUUGCUUCAAGAAUGUGACUUUUAA
This is a messenger RNA of Carcharodon carcharias (great white shark), 921 nucleotides long. RefSeq names its product transmembrane epididymal protein 1-like. The coding region runs from base 1 to 921 and encodes 306 amino acids. The record is from RefSeq and is a predicted model, not a curated record. Lineage: Eukaryota; Metazoa; Chordata; Chondrichthyes; Lamniformes; Lamnidae. The transcript has a single exon.